AUGGCAAAUAUGGAUUUGAAAAGCGGUAGUGAGGCCCGCUUCCUACAAAUCCACGAGCUUGAAGAGCUUAGGAACCAUGCCUAUGAAAGUUCUAGCAGGUACAAAGAACGAGUCAAGAGAUUACAUGACAAGAGGUUGAGAGACCAUAAGAAUUUCCGCGUAGGAGAUGUUGUCUUGUUAUACAACUCAAGGCUGCGUUUAUUCCUUGUGAAGCUGAAAUCUCGAUGGAUGGGACCGCACACAGUUAAAGAAAUAUUUUCGUACGGUGCCGUAAUCAUCGAGGACUCAAACGUGGUGAAUUUCAAAGUCAGCGGUCAUAGAUUAAAAGUCUAUAUCAACGGACCGGUUGACUCGUGGUGGAGAUAA
Molecule: messenger RNA, 366 nt
Organism: Helianthus annuus (common sunflower)
Lineage: Eukaryota; Viridiplantae; Streptophyta; Magnoliopsida; Asterales; Asteraceae
Exons: 1
Coding region: 1-366 (121 amino acids)
Source: RefSeq, a predicted model, not a curated record